GUAAAGGAAGUGACUUGUAUUCAACGUCAUGAGUUGUAUAGUUAUAAUAAGAUUAAGGUUGACACGCAGAAGUCAGAGCCAGUUUACACAGUGAAGUGCAGUACACGCAGGCAGCGACCGCACCGCUUCUAAGAGGCUCCGAGGGAGAACAGCGCAAAACUCUCUGAAAACACUACUUCUCCAACAGCCAGAGAGCGGUGCAUUUUAUUUAGGGGGGGGUGGGGUGGGGUGGGGGGUUUCAAGAAGAUGACUCUGAACACACAGAGAGACAGCAAGGAGACACUACGAAGAAGGGCCAGUACCCCGCUCCCUGCUUCACACCAAGCCGGACCCGGAGACCCACACCACCCCGCACUCGGGCUUUCCACCUCCUAUCACCCAGGGGACAAAACAAUCCAGAGUCGGGCCAGCUGGUCCGAUUCUGAGGAUUCUGACAGCUCUGGAGCGGACUCUUUAUACCGGGUUGUCUUGCUGGGGGACCCCGGUGUGGGGAAGUCGAGCCUGGCUAAUAUCUACGCGGGGACACAGGAGAAGGAUGUUGCUAAUGAACAUCGUGGAGAGGAGUCCUAUGAACGAACGCUAACAGUAGACGGGGAGGAGACGACUCUGGUUGUGAUGGACACGUGGGAAACUGAAAAGCAGGAGCAGGCUGAGAAUUGGGUUCAGGAUUACUGCAUGCAGGUUGGCAACGCGUACGUCAUCGUGUACUCCAUCACAGACCGGGCGAGCUUCGAGAGCGCAUCCGAGUUGAGGAUCCAGCUGCGCAGGGCGAGGCAAGCCGAAAACAUCCCCAUCAUACUUGUCGGGAAUAAAAGUGACCUGGUCCGCUGCAGAGAGGUGUCCGUGGAAGAGGGCCGGGGCUGCGCCGUGGUGUUCGACUGCAAGUUCAUCGAGACGUCGGCGGCGCUGCAUCACAAUGUGCAGGAGCUCUUCGAGGGCAUCGUGCGGCAGAUCCGGCUGCGCAGGGACAGCAAGGAGACCAACGAGCGCAGGAUGUCUGUCUACAAGCGCAAGGAGAGCGUCACCAAGAAAGCGCGCAGGUUCCUCGACAGACUGGUAGCCAAAAACAACAAGAAGAUGGCCUUGAAGGUGCGCUCCAAGUCUUGCCAUGACUUGUCCGUUCUUUAAAAACACAGCAACCCUCUGACUACGUGAGCGCUACAGAGACGCAGCCGCUCAAUUUCAUGGGCUUUUUCUGUUUUUCCAGGAGCGAACGAUAUUUGGCAGCCUUAUGGUUUUGAGGAAAAGAGACCUUUUUUUUGAAUUUUUUGGUUUUAUUUUGUAUUUUUCGGACUCACUAAAAGCCAUUCCCGUGUGUCUCCCUUGUGAACCAGCAGUUUUGUUUCACAGCUACAGCUGGAUUCUCAGUCAGAUCAAGGAAAGACGUCCAAAGCCUGACCAAUGCACAAAUGUUACAAAAAUAAUUGCCUUGUCAGGUCAGUGAUUUUAGCAGCGACCAUCUCCACAGAUUAACCAAAGUGAGACAGACAAGUAUUUUACUAUGAUUUUUUUAUUUUUUUUUUUCACUUCUAGAGUUAAGGGACUGGAAAACUAGAAGCCGCUACAGUUUCUGAUCGGUUUUUCAUCUGCCUUUUCUCUCCAAGCAGAAACCUUUAGAAAAAGUCACAUGGCAUAACACAUACAGAUCGUAGUGCUGAUCAUUCACAUGCUACCGCUUUGCUUUAUCAGAUUUGUAUGAUGUGUUUGGCCGCUGCUGCUAACAGCAUCCGUUCUCCUGCACUGUGCUCAGUUUUCACACAACUGACUCUACAAACUUGGGUGUUUGUAUUUGAAUAAAUGAGACACGACCCAGCAAGCAGUCUACUGCACAGUGUUCGCUGUCAUGCAAAUAAUGGCGCUUAAUGGGCUAUUAUCAAAGGCUCUGAGGUGCUGAUUGAGUUUAAUAGUAACUAUGCAGAAUAACCUGUGUGCUCCACACAGCCUCUCAUACAGCAUGUUAGUUCUUCACUCCUGACUUACCAUCUCAGUCCCAUUAUAAUCUUCUCUUAGUUUCCUGUGUCACUGUCUUAAAAGCAAUGCACACGGUUCUGUAACAUCCACAAUGCAGCACACCUGUGUGUGUGUGUGUGUGUGUGUGGCCGAUGGCUGGCUGAUAAAUGGCAGCUUUAUUUGCAGAGCUUGGGCAGAACUGAGAUUCUGCUCCCCCGAUGGCUAGCCUGUAUGCAGCCCUUCCCUAAACACACACCAGCCAGGGCUUUCACUGAGGUGGCUUGUGAAACCAAUAAAAUGUGUACAGAUGAAAGACAAUUUGUGGAGCUACUACACAUUUUGUAAAUAUAUGAAUUUUUUUUUUAUAAUAAAAACUAUUGGUGGCA
This is a messenger RNA of Polyodon spathula (Mississippi paddlefish), 2336 nucleotides long. It is a transcript of the gene rem1, whose product is annotated as RAS (RAD and GEM)-like GTP-binding 1. Gene Ontology annotation, cellular component: plasma membrane. Bases 247 to 1128 code for a protein of 293 amino acids. The record is from RefSeq and is a predicted model, not a curated record. Gene Ontology annotation, biological process: negative regulation of high voltage-gated calcium channel activity. The transcript is spliced from 5 exons. Gene Ontology annotation, molecular function: GTPase activity; calcium channel regulator activity; GTP binding. NCBI's taxonomy places the organism in Eukaryota, Metazoa, Chordata, Actinopteri, Acipenseriformes, Polyodontidae.